AAGCGUAUUGUAUUAUCGUAAUGUGAUAUUUUCAUAAGAUUAUUCGUAUAUACAGGAAAAUUAUACAUUUCAUUAUUCCUAUUUUCUUAACAGCUGAUUUACCAGUAACGUAGGUAUAGCGUUGAAUUUGACAUUUACUCAUCUCUCAAUACAAUACAAAAGUAACGGCCGCAAUUUCUUCAAGCUCAAUCAUGAAUUAAUUAUUUUAUUUUAGUAUUUUUCUACUUUCCACGCACUCUUUUGUAACCGCAAAAUGGAAACUAAGAAAACACAAGUCAGAAGCCGCUUCAAUAAACUGUCUUUAAAGAAAAACAAGACGAAGCUUGAAGAAAUUAAAACCAAUCGAAGUCCUGAUGUGUUAAUUCUAGACGACUCGUUUGAUAGGUUAAAGCUGGACUUCCCUCGUAUACAAUCUACACCUAAACUGGGAUCUCCUAUAAUUAUAAAUGACUCGGAUGAAUUUGAAAAUGUCUUACCAAAAGCGGUGAAACAACCCAGCAAAGCUGGUAAUGUUUCCUUUAACCGCUCCAACGAAUCUCCUCUUCGAGAGAAUUUAAAAUCCAGACCCAGUAUAGGAGGGUGGUCACCGGCCCAACAAAUACUAUGUGCCACACCGAGAACUGAACCUGUACCCUCAACGCCCAAAGACAAAGCCAACGAGUCGCUAGAAAAGUGCUCGAUAAAGAAAAUACAUCACUCCCAAAAGAAAUUACUUGACGAUAUUUACGGAGAGGUAUGGAAGUCCAUACCGAGUUUGUUCAAAACUGUGUCACAUAAAAAUGACAUCGAUGGAAUCCCAAAGAAACUAAACUUUAAUGAUGAUGAUGAUGACAGUGAUAAGGAAAAUAUUCAUGUAAGAAUAAAAAAGACCAAAGAACUAUAUUUGACAGAUUCCGACAGAAAACACUUAACUAAAGAUGCAGAAGGCGAGAAAUCAUCGAAGAAGAAGUUAUUUACUGAGAAAAUUGCCACACCACAGCCGACUGUCAAAAAGACUGACAAACCAGCCGGGACAGCAGUCAAGAGAAAUGUAAACUCAACUGUCAAGAAGAAAUUACCGCCGGGUAAAUCAGUGACGGAAUUGGUAAAGUAUUUGGAAGAAGACGUGGACAGUUUAGUGAAGCGGGUGGAAAAUGUCGAUGUUACUCCGGAUAAUGUUAAGAGACUGACUUUCAUGGGAUCUUUGGCAGACUACAACGUCCCGUCGUGGCGGUGUCACCCCGAAGCGUUCCAAUAUCGGGACAACUACAAGAAUCUACGUGAACAGCUCACACGCAGGUUAUACGAGGAAUUCAACCGGGUCGUAUUCAACAACGCCCUCGACAACGAUCUGCCAAUCGUGUGGGACAGCAAGCUUAGGAGUACCGCUGGUACCACAACAAACCGCCUCGUAAAAACGUCACGGGGCGAUCGGAUCCGCACUUCAUCAAUAAAACUCUCAAUGAAAGUUCUGGACACUCCACAACGAGUCCGAGACACUCUAAUACAUGAAUUGUGCCACGCUGCAACAUGGCUGAUUGAUUCGGAACUCAGGGCUGGACACGGGCCGCUGUGGAAGAAAUGGGCGGCCCGCGCCGUGCGCGCCGUGCCCGAGCUGGGCGACAUCUCGCGCUGCCACGACAUGGAGAUACACUUCAAAUACACCUACAAGUGCACCAAAUGCGGUUACAGCAUCCAUCGCCACUCCAAAUCCAUAGACACUACAAAGAAAUGCUGCGGAUACUGCCACGGAACAUUCGAGAUCAUAGUCAACAGGAAGACCAAAGACGGCCACGUCGUGUCCACACCGGCGCGCAAGGGCGGCGCGAACGAAUUCGCCAUGUACGUGAAAGAGAACUAUGGGACGAUGAAGGAAGGGAAAACUCAUGCACAAGUUAUGAAGACCUUGGGAGAACAGUUUUCGGCUAAGAAAAAACCUAAGGAGGCGUAACCCCUCAAUUUCUGGGGGUCUAAAUUUAUUAGACAAAAAGCGAACUAAAAGAUUGCUUCGUAGUGUCCACACCGGCUUGCUAAAAGGGCGCGAACGAAUUCACCAUGUACGUCAAGAACGCCGAUGAAGGAAGGGAAAAAGCAUGCACAAGUUAUAAAGAUCUGGGGCAGUCUUCUACUAAGAAGAAACCUAAGGACACUAAACGCAGUAGUUUAAAUUUGCCAGCCAAAAAACGGUCUAGAAGUUUGAAUAUUAGAGUUGAAUUUUGACUGUCUUCGUUGACCUGAUGCGUCGUAGAAAGCGAGGGAUAAGCUGUUUUUAUACUUUCUGUAUUUUAGAUACUAAAAUGACACUUUGUUUACCUAUCUAAGAUAUAGUUCGUGUUUUCCACGAUGACGCGCAGAUUUGUCAAAUGUAACCUUUAAUAAUAUGACGAUACGGGUCACGGCGUGCGUCUUCGUGAAUGACACGAUAUAUACCCAUUUAUUUAGCAACUAUAACCUCUUCAUGUUUAAGUUGCAUUUUGUUGAAUAUACGAGUACAUGGAGCAGAUCUGCUCCUAAGCAUACCAAAGGUUAAGGCUUACGAUCCUGCCUAGGACUAUAGUUCAAUGAGAUUUUAAUCAUUUUUAAUAGGAACAGAGUUGCAUCGGUUCAAUUUUCAAACAUAAAACAAAUCUGUUUCUUACACUGUAGAUUCCAAUUUCACUGAAAAAUUUAUCUUUUCCUUGUAUGGCCUUAGGUUAAAGUCUGUCCACUCAAACAUUAUAGUAAAAAACCUAAUAGAAUUAGUAGAUUGGGUAAUCGAAUUGUUGCUGUAAUCAAGACUCGGAAACCGGUUACAUAUCCAAACCGUUAUCA
Cydia pomonella (codling moth) is the source of this 2790-nucleotide messenger RNA. RefSeq names its product germ cell nuclear acidic protein-like. Gene Ontology annotation, cellular component: nucleus. Lineage: Eukaryota; Metazoa; Arthropoda; Insecta; Lepidoptera; Tortricidae. The transcript has 9 exons. The record is from RefSeq and is a predicted model, not a curated record. Bases 254 to 1930 code for a protein of 558 amino acids.